AUGGCGUCCUCCAUGGCUCAGAUAGUUUCGUUUCGGAGUCCAUUAUCUGGUUUUAUGAAUGAAAAUUUAGAAGUUGUGAAAGCGCGAGGAUCUAGUGACAGUGGAAAAGGCAGUAGUGAUAUUCAGACUAAUGACCAUACACAUUUGCAUCUUCCUUUUACUGAAGAUGGGCUGUCUGUGUAUGAGUUUGAAAUACCUCAAGAAUAUUGUGGGCGUUUAAUUGGGAGGCAAGGAAAGAGUGUCAAUUAUAUAAAAAAUCAUUCUAAAGCAAAUGUUUUUAUAAAGAAGCAUCCGGUAAAUCCAAAUAUGAAAUUAUGCACAAUUGAAGGAAAUGCAAUAGAAAUUGCUACAGCUUUAGAAUAUAUUAGACGACGAUUCCCUCCAGUAGAUUAUUCAGAUUUAACAUUAACACAAUUUAAUACAUCUAAUGGUCCUGUUGGUGCACCACCUAUUCCUGAAACUGUACAGCUAUCCUGGCUGAAUCAAUCCUGCCUUCUCUUCCAGAAGAAGCUUCUUCCAUUUCAUAGUCAAUUCCAAAAUGCCUCCGUAUAUCAUCAUCAUAUUACUGAAAUUCAGUUACGUUUACCAGAAGGUAUUUCAUGUGAUGUAAUAAUGUCAAGCAUGGUUACAGCUGGUCAUUUCUUUGUUCAGCAACCAACACAUGUAACUUAUCCAAACUUAAGUAGAUUAGAUAGUUUUAUGGUGACUUGUUACACUCAGUUAGAUACACCACAGCUUCCUCGACCAGUAGAAGCUGGUGUUAUAUGUGCUGCACCUGUAAUGUCUGGGUGGUAUAGAGCACAGGUUGUAUACGUCUGUGAAGGCAUGGAAGAAUGCGAUGUUAAAUUUGUUGAUUAUGGUGGUUAUUCUAGAGUGCCUAUAUCCACUCUUCGUCAGAUUAGAAGUGAUUUUAUGACCCUCCCAUUCCAAGCAGUAGAAUGUUACUUAGCCAAUGUCCAGCCAUGUGAAGAAGGAGGAGUUUGGUCCAUAGAAUCUUGUGCAACAUUUGAAGAAUUAGCACAAGGACAAAUUUUGCAAGCUCAUGUAGUAUGUUAUGCAGAUGAUAAUAUUCCUUAUGUUCGACUUUUUAAAGUCCAAGGAAUGUCGACUAUAUUCAUAAAUGAGGAAUUAGUUAGUAGAGGAGUUGCACAGUGGAUAGAACAUAGUUAAGUUGAGUUGAUCUCAGUUCUCCCUCCCUAAUGUCACGUGCUACGGAUAUUCUUCCAUCAAAUUAUUGCCAUGCCUUUAUAUACAUAGGUAAUCAAGUGAUUGGUUUUUUUCUUUGUGUUAAAAAACAUUAAAGUUUGAAAAUGCAUCAUACAUGUAUUUUGUGUACACAGAAAACAAGAGAAAAAGUUUUUCAAAAAACUACUACUAAAAAUAACAAUUAUAAAAGCAUUCUUAUAUAAUUUUUUUCCUUUGUAUAAAAAUUUUAUUCGAUGAAAUUUCUACGGUAAAAAUCAUUGUUUGAAUCACAUUAAAUUUUUAAGAAAAUUGUUCUGAAAUUUUGUUUGGUCUAAUUGUUCAUCAAUGCCAAUUACUACAGUUUUGGAAAUGAAGUUGAGUAUUUCUUUCGAAUAUCUGAUCCAUGUUAAAUGAGGUGUCUGUUUUUAAAAGCCUGUGUCAAAUUAAAAAUAUAUAUUUCCUUCAUACAGUCGUCUGUGUAUGAAAUUGUUUCAAUGUAUAAAAAAAAACCAGUAUAUUAUUAUGGUGUCAUCUCUCAAAUAUUGCUGUCUGAUGUUUUGUCAAACUAUCAAAUUUAUAUUUUCAUAUUCCUCAAAGAAAAUUUAUAUACAGUUAUACAUAUAUAUAUAUUAUAUUUAAAAAAAAGCAAAAGGAAAUGAUUCUAAGAAAAUUA
This is a messenger RNA of Centruroides sculpturatus (bark scorpion), 1858 nucleotides long. Its product is annotated as A-kinase anchor protein 1, mitochondrial-like. The record is from RefSeq and is a predicted model, not a curated record. The transcript is spliced from 9 exons. The coding region runs from base 1 to 1170 and encodes 389 amino acids. NCBI's taxonomy places the organism in Eukaryota, Metazoa, Arthropoda, Arachnida, Scorpiones, Buthidae. Gene Ontology annotation, molecular function: RNA binding.